AUCGAAUAUCUGAACAUACUCGUGCGUCUGAUUUUGAGUACUACAAGCGGAAAUAUUACAAUGACUUGAAGGAUGGUUACUCAGGUUCAACAUAUAUUAUCAAGGAAAUAAGCAGGAUGUGGCAGGUUGAACGCGAAUAUCUGGUGAAUGUGGCUAAGGAUCAUGAAAAAGCUAGGCUAGAAUUGGAAGCUCGGAGGAAUGAACUUAUGUCCCAUGAAAAGGAUCUGCAGAAGCAUCAAGCCGAUAAUCAAAAUGAGAUAGAUAAGCUAUUUCUUGAGAAGAAACAGAAUGAGAUGGCAAUAGCAGAGCAAAAAAAGGCGGAUGAACAAAUGAUGCAUUUGGCCUAUAAACACAAGAAAGAGAAAGAAAAACUUCACAAUAAAAUUCAUGACCUGGAGAGAGAGCUUGAUGAAAAACAUGGAUUGGAAUUGGAAAUUGAACAGCUGAGAGGAGCUCACAAAGUAAUGAAGCACAUCGGAGAGACUGAUCUGGAAGAGAAGGAAAAACUGGAGGCGAUCAAAAUGCAUCUGCAAGAAAAGGAAGAGGAAUUGGAAGUUGUGGAAGAUCUUAAACAAAUGCUGGUUAUUUGGGAGCGCAAAAUUAAUGACGAGUUGCAAGAUUCCCGCAAAAAAUUAAUAAGUUGGAUUUGCUGCUGCCCAGAUGCUCGAGCCACAAUUUCAGUUAAAAGGAUAGGCGAACUUCCUAUUAAGCCGUUUUUGGAAGCAGCUAAGAGAAAGUUUUCUGAUGAAGCGCAUGUGAAAGCAAUGGAGUGGUUUUCAAAGUGGGAUGAACAUAUUAGGGAUUGCAACUGGCUUCCUCUCAAAAUUGUAAUCGACAAAGAAGGGAACUCCAAGGAAAUAUUAGACGAAGAAGAUGAAAAGCUGAGAAGUUUGAAGGGUGAGUUUGGAGAUGAGGUGCAUGAUGCAGUAGCUACAGCUCUAAAGGAGUUAAAUGAGUACAAUCCUAGUGGUAGGUACUCAAUACCGGAACUCUGGAAUCAUAAAGAAGGAAGGAAGGCUUCAUUGAAGGAGGGUGUUUCCGAUUUAAUAAAGCAAUGGAAGCAAUCGAGAUCAAAUCAGCGAAGGAGAAUUUGAGGCUUUAUUUCAGUGGUAAGAACUUAGUAUUAGACUUAUAUGCAGAAAAUUUAAUAUAAAUUCUAGCUUUAACAGACUCUCCGGCUCAAAUUAUAUCUCCGGAUGGUGAUGGUGAUACUUCGUUUAAUUGUGAUAUAUAAUGUAAUAUCAUAUAUACUAUUUUAGCAGAUAAUGUGAGCAUUUUAAAUGUUUUUGAAAAUAUUUAGUUAUAAAAAAUUGUAAAA
Messenger RNA from Trifolium pratense (red clover), 1318 nucleotides. Its product is annotated as factor of DNA methylation 4-like. The record is from RefSeq and is a predicted model, not a curated record. NCBI's taxonomy places the organism in Eukaryota, Viridiplantae, Streptophyta, Magnoliopsida, Fabales, Fabaceae. Gene Ontology annotation, biological process: gene silencing by siRNA-directed DNA methylation. The transcript has 6 exons. Bases 117 to 1094 code for a protein of 325 amino acids.